Molecule: messenger RNA, 2573 nt
Organism: Petromyzon marinus (sea lamprey)
Lineage: Eukaryota; Metazoa; Chordata; Hyperoartia; Petromyzontiformes; Petromyzontidae
Biological process (GO): regulation of transcription by RNA polymerase II
Cellular component (GO): PcG protein complex; chromatin; transcription regulator complex
Molecular function (GO): DNA-binding transcription factor activity, RNA polymerase II-specific; RNA polymerase II cis-regulatory region sequence-specific DNA binding
Source: RefSeq, a predicted model, not a curated record
CACGGCGUCACCAAAUCUCGCGAUGUUUGGGCCCCCACCCCACACGCUGGAGGAAAAGGGAAGAAACUGGAGCGGCCGGGAGAGCCACUGGACCUGGCUCAGCUGGAGCCACAGGAGCAACCACUGAAGCUCGUGGCGCUACGAGUUUCCCCGGGAGACGACAAGAGGAGCCAAGCCGCUUGAUCCAUUCAAGUGAGAGACAUUGGAGACACUGGAUCCGUCAAAGCUGUAGCCGCCAGAUCUACUUGGAACCGAUAGAACUGGAGCCGCUGGAUCGAGCGAAGCCAGCAACGCUCUCGUAUAAAUCGGAGCCACGCGAACCAUCGGAGCUGGAGCCGCCCAAGUCACUCGAUCCAGCCAAGCAGCUGGAGGAGCCACGUGGGCCACCGGAACCUCCGCUGGUGGUGGGGCUGGAGACGCAGCGUCUACGGGAGCCACCAAAUCCAUCUGGCACACCUGACCCACCAGACCCAUCGGAGCCGCCCGAGUCCCCGGAUCCACCAAAACCGCUUGAGCCACGGGAACACCGAGCGGAGAUGUCGACGCAGGACGGGUUGUACGUGACGGACGCCACCGAGAUGCCGGCCGAGAUCGUGGAGCUGCACGAGAUCGAGGUGGAGACCAUCCCCGUGGAGGCCCUGGAGGGCAUGGAGGUCGAGGUUCAGCAGCUGCAGCAGCACGAGCAGCAGGAGCAGCUAGAGCAGCUGCAGCACGGAGGCGGCGGAGGCGUCAUCUCCCUGCAGCCGCUCAGCAGCAGCGGCGACGACGUCGACGAGUUUGAUGAUGACGAUCAGCAGCAGCAGCAACACCGCUACCACCACCACAUCAUGGCCCAUCACCUCCACCACGAGGUGAUCCUGGUGCAGACCCACGAGGAAGUUGUGGGUGAAGAGCAGCUCGAAGUUUCAGCCUUCGAUGACCACAUUCUGGUGCCGGUGCCACUUGCUAUGACAGAGGAUCGGGAGGCUGAGGAGGAAAGUGGUAGUGAUGAUGAUGGAGAUGAUCAUGAUGAUGGUGAUGAUGGAACUCGGUACGCGGUUAGGCAGCAGCAAGAUGACGACGACGACGAUGAUGAUGAUGAUGAAGGGGAGGUUAGGGCUGGACAACAACAGCAGCAGCAACGUCAGCAGCAGCAGCGUCUUCUGCUCGGGCGAGCGGCCUUCUCAUCGGGCCCCGUGGCAGCCAGGAAAGCCGGUGGCAGGAAGGCCGGAAAGAAGUCCCAGGUGUCCAGGCGUGGUCAGCACGGCGAGACGGGGGCCGAGAGGAGCCCCCGACGUUGGGAGCAGAAGCAGGUGCAGAUCAAGACCCUGGAGGGCGAGUUUUCCGUCACCAUGUGGGCAUCAGCCGAUGGUAAAAAGUCUGACGUGGAGCCAGAAGACAUUGUGGAAGAAAUCAUCUCGGCCGGGUCACCAUUGCCCGACUACUCUGAGUACAUGACAGGGAAAAAGCUACCUCCUGGUGGCAUUCCUGGCAUCGACCUCUCAGACCCCAAGCAGCUGGCAGAGUUUGCCAGGAUGAAGCCGCGGAAGCCAAAAGAAGAUGACUUGCCCAGAACCAUUGCAUGUCCGCACAAGGGGUGCAACAAAAUGUUCAGAGACAACUCGGCCAUGCGAAAGCACCUACAUACGCACGGGCCUCGUGUGCACGUCUGUGCUGAGUGUGGGAAAGCUUUUGUGGAGAGCUCCAAGCUCAAGCGUCACCAGCUGGUCCACACUGGCGAAAAACCUUUCCAGUGCACAUUCGAAGGCUGUGGAAAACGCUUUUCUUUGGACUUCAACCUUCGGACGCACGUUCGAAUUCAUACGGGCGACCGACCCUACGUUUGUCCUUUUGAUGGUUGCAGCAAGAAGUUUGCACAGUCUACCAACCUCAAGUCCCAUAUCCUAACACAUGCCAAGGCCAAGCACAACCAAUGAACAGCGCAAAUGGCCAUUUCGCACAAAAUCAUUUUGCCAUAUUCUUCAGGGCAUUGCCUAACCUUGUGUGCCCCUUUUUUGCCUGAGCUGCAGCCAACCAAUAGCCCUAGCAAAAGGACAUGAACAUAUUAAUAAUUAUUGACUGAAUUGUGUAUUUACAAUAUACUGCCCUAGAAUAUAAUAACUUAUAGUUUACAACCCUUUGCCACACCGUGUGGAUAUUGGGGAUCGACCGUACAGUUGGUAAAGGAGUGGUGGCUCAGGACCGUGACAGAUAUCACUCGCUGCUGAUGCACGUUGAACUUCUUUCGCAUCAUACGUAGCCAACCGUGCUAAUCGGAGGUGCAAAAUAUAUGUCAGCAGUGGCCGGGAAUCAAACUCAAUUCGCCGGGUUCUUAGCGCAAUGCACAAACCAAUUCGCCACCACUCCACCCCAAACCUAUAAUUAAGAUUUUAAAAUAUUUGGCCUGUAACCCAACAACAUACUAUAUUUUGAAUGUGUGAUGUUUGUGAGAGGGCUUGUUUACUUGUGCUCUAUAUUGUACAGUAGAGGCCUGCAACUCUCAGACUACAAGAUUUGUGAUAGAUUUUGAUUUAAAGCUUUCGUGACUGCAGGGAUUCAUAUUCUUGGUUCUUUCGGUAAAGUCACGUAGAAGG